CAUUGUUGGAGACACUGUUGCGGAAUGACCGCGGCCCCGAGAACCCAGACAACAACAGCGAAAGUCGAGACUGACUGCACAAGGCAAAGAGUUGUUUCAUACUGAGUUUCGACCGUCCUCUAGGGCCAAAUACCGUGCAUGGUGAGAAUUUGAGGCAUCACAGUUUCACAUUUCCACCCCCGGCGCCUGAGUGUCCGCCCUCCCUCUUGGUCAGCAUCAGCGCAGGCGGCCGGAUUCGUUCGAACAUCUUUACAGGCAGGCGCCUGUAAAGGAGUGCUCUCUCACCCCAUUUCUGAGAACGCCCCUAUAUCUCACAAUACUUGGAAAUGUCGUUUCUCAACAGGAAUAACCUCUUCGGCGGCGGCCAGCAGCCUCAACAACCUCCCCGAGAUCCCUAUGGCUCUCCCAACCGAGGCAGUCCCAGGCCAGGCUAUGGCGGCGGCGGCGGCAGUUAUGAUACACCCAUGAACGGAGGCUACGAUACACCUCCGACCCGACAACCUCAAGGAUAUGGCAAUGGCAGCCCUGCGCUCCCUGCCAGAAACAUGCCACCGCGACCCAUGGGCCAUCAGAACAGUCCAAGUAAAGGUGGGGGUCGCCCAGGAGGCGGAGGCGGACACACAAUGAUUCUACAGCCCGCAAAAAGCCCAGACAACUCGUACACAUUUCGAAAUCUGGUCGCAGUGUCGACGCAGGACCUUCCUCCUUCUCGCGAUGGCACAGACAUUUUCCUCCUCAUCAACGGCAUGUACGUCGUAUCCGCGCGGCCGCUGGAUUCAUUUCCGCGAGGAUUGAUCGGAUUGUCGGAACCGCAGAGAUCGUGGAUGGGUGUUGCUUUGACGGACCAGGUACAGGCUGAAGUGUACGACCCCUUCAGCCAGGGCAAUCAAGCGUACAUUGGAUCAAUGGACAUUGAAAUUGGCUUUGCAAGUACGAGAAAGGUCACAGAUACGCCAUAUGACCAAGAUGAUCUUGCGAGGGAAAUUACCAAGUUGUUCAACAGCCAGAUGUUUGCACCUGGCCAGAGAUUCCUGAUGGACUUGAAGAGCAUCCCUCUCAACCUCCAGGUCAAGACUGUACAAUUAGCAGACUUGAGUGAAAAGUCCGCCCCUACGACCUCUGACCCCGGCGCCAGGGGUAUCUUGACUCCGCAGACGCAGAUCAACUUCUUCAAAGAUGGCAAGUCGCCCAUCAAUCUGAAAGCAUCCACGAGGAGACCCGCGGCCAAUUCCAUUAUUGCCCCGGAUUUUAAGUUCGAGGACAUGGGCAUAGGUGGUCUCGAUGCCGAGUUCGUCACUAUCUUCCGAAGAGCUUUCGCCUCUCGUGUAUUCCCUCCCGGACUGGUUGAGAAGCUGGGUAUCCAGCAUGUCAAAGGCAUUUUAUUGUAUGGCCCGCCAGGAACAGGAAAGACUUUGAUUGCUCGCCAGAUCGGCAAGAUGUUGAAUGCUCGAGAACCAAAGGUCAUCAAUGGGCCCGAGGUCCUCAACAAAUACGUUGGUCAGUCGGAAGAAAAUAUCCGAAAGCUGUUCGCCGACGCGGAGAAGGAGUAUAAGGAGAAAGGCGAUGAGUCCGGACUCCAUAUCAUCAUCUUCGACGAACUCGACGCCGUGUGCAAGCAGAGAGGUAGUGGAGCCGGAGGCGGCACGGGCGUUGGCGACAGUGUUGUCAACCAGCUGCUUUCCAAACUCGACGGUGUCGACCAACUCAACAAUAUUUUGUUGAUUGGUAUGACGAACCGAAAGGAUAUGAUUGAUGAUGCUCUCCUACGUCCUGGUCGUCUGGAGUUGCACAUGGAGAUCUCUCUUCCCGACGAACAUGGCCGAGCGCAGAUCCUGAAGAUUCACACCCAAAAGAUGCGGGACAACAAGGUCCUAGAUCCGGAUGUUGAUCUGCUUGAACUUGCUCGCAAGACGAAGAACUUUUCGGGCGCUGAAAUUGGUGGUCUGGUCAAGUCGGCCACAUCAUUUGCAUUUAGUCGGCACAUCAAAGUCGGGACCAUGGCCGGAAUCACCGACGACGUGGCCGACAUGAAGGUGAAACGAGCGGAUUUUGAAAAUGCCCUGGAAGAAGUCAAGCCCGCCUUUGGCGUGUCGGAGGAGGAAUUGUCGUACUGCUUACGAGGAGGAGUCAUCCACUAUUCGCAAUACAUCAAGGACGUGUUGGAAGAAGGGAAACUGUUUGUCGAACAAGUGCGACAGCCACAAUCGACUCCCUUGUUUUCCGUCUGUCUCCACGGCCCACCGGGUUGUGGAAAGACGGCAUUGGCGGCCAAGAUUGCCAUUGACUCUGGGUAUCCGUUCAUCAAGCUGAUCAGCACCAAGGACACGCUGGAAAUGAGCGAAAGCCAGAAAAUAUCCUAUCUCAGCAAGGUCUUUAUGGACGCAUACAAGAGUCCCAUGAGCGUUGUUGUCUUGGACGAUGUGGAAGAAUACAUCGAAUGGACACCGAUAGGUCCUCGAUUCAGCAAUCCCAUUCUCAAGACGGUCGUGGCACUCUUGCGCAAAGCCCCGCCUCCAGGACGCAGUCUGUUGAUUAUCGUGACGGCGACACAGCGGAGUGUCUUGCAGCAACUGGACUUCUGGCGUCACUUCAACUCGGAUAUACCCAUUGCAAAUGUCAGGACCUAUGAAGAGCUCGAACAUGUCAUGAAGGAGUCCAAGGCGUUUGCGCCCCAGGAUACCUCCAGAGCCAUCUCUGAGAUUAAAGAUAUCACCAGGAGUGAGGAGGUCGGCGUGGGAAUCAAGCAUGUUUUGCAGGCCAUUGAAACGGCCAAGUUGGAUACCGAUUUGGUGUCGAGGUUUGCAAAUACCAUGUCUAGGGCGAUUGCCGAAAGGGGCAAUAGUUAUGGUUAGAGAGAGAUGGUGUACUAGUAUAGACUCCAUUGAUACUGUAUACAAAUUAGAUUUUGGCCUUUAUCUGUAAACGUUUUGCAUGUUGGGA
Messenger RNA from Exophiala dermatitidis NIH/UT8656, 2940 nucleotides. Its product is annotated as vesicle-fusing ATPase. The transcript has 2 exons. Gene Ontology annotation, cellular component: Golgi stack. Gene Ontology annotation, molecular function: ATP binding; ATP hydrolysis activity. Gene Ontology annotation, biological process: intra-Golgi vesicle-mediated transport; Golgi to plasma membrane protein transport; SNARE complex disassembly. Bases 327 to 2852 code for a protein of 841 amino acids. NCBI's taxonomy places the organism in Eukaryota, Fungi, Ascomycota, Eurotiomycetes, Chaetothyriales, Herpotrichiellaceae. The record is from RefSeq and is a predicted model, not a curated record.